Molecule: messenger RNA, 1388 nt
Organism: Eruca vesicaria subsp. sativa (arugula)
Lineage: Eukaryota; Viridiplantae; Streptophyta; Magnoliopsida; Brassicales; Brassicaceae
Source: the annotation of a GenBank genome assembly
GUUUGAUGCAAUUCGACGAGAAUGGCGUCUGCUCUCUCUGCAUUUAGGGUUUCGAUAUCCAGAAUUAGUCCUUUCCGUGCUAAGCACUUCUCUUAUCCAGCGACGUCCGCUUUAGCCCAUUCCUAUCGAGUCCUCUGCAGCUCUUCCCAUUCUGUAUCUUCCUCUCUGUCUGAUACUUCUCCUUCUUCUUUUUCAUUGAUGGAAACAAAUGAAAACCAGAGGUGGAGACCCAUGUGUUUGUAUUACACUCACGGGAAGUGCACAAAGAUGGAUGAUCCAGCCCAUUUGGAAGUUUUCAACCAUGAUUGCACCAAGGAACUUCCAGUGACAGCUGCUGAUCUUGAGAGAUUGAAGCCACAAGAGUUCGACUUUUUCUUGGUUCUUGACUUGGAAGGAAAAGUUGAGAUUCUUGAGUUUCCUGUUUUGAUCGUAGACGCCAAAACCAUGCAAGUCGUAGACUUGUUCCACAGGUUUGUGAGACCCACCAAAAUGAGCGAGCAAGCAAUUAACAAGUACAUCGAAGGCAAGUAUGGCGAAGUUGGUGUUGAUCGAGUGUGGCAUGACACAGCUAUUCCAUUUAAGCAAGUUGUGGACGAAUUUGAAAGCUGGUUAGCUGAGCAUGGCUUGUGGGGUAAAGAAACAGACGGGACUCUGAAUGAUGCAGCUUUUAUAACCUGUGGAAACUGGGAUAUAAAGACAAAGAUUCCUGAGCAAUGCGUAGUGGCUAAUAUCAACCUUCCGCAAUACUUUAUGGAGUGGAUUAAUCUCAAAGACGUCUACUUGAAUUUCUACGGACGUGAGGCCAGAGGAAUGGUGUCAAUGAUGAAGCAAUGUGGAAUAAGGCUCAUGGGAAGCCACCAUCUAGGCAUUGAUGACACGAAGAACAUCACAAGAGUGGUGCAACGGAUGCUCGCGGAUGGUGCAGUACUCAAGCUCACCGCACGAAGGAGCAAGUCUAAUGUCAGAAACGUCGAGUUUCUGUUCAAGAACCGGAUCAAGUAAGCAGCCCUAACGAAACAUGACAGACCCAACAAGCUGUAUGAUACGUAAACUACUUAGCCAAGUCUUUUUAGGUAACGUUUUGCAGAUUCACAGGUCAUAGAGGCUGUUUAAGACCACAACUUUCUGUAAGAUUUAGCGUUUGUUUUGGUUGAUAAACAAUUUCCCUCUUGAGAUUUGAUGUGAUGUGAUUGUUCUAACUUCUUUGGAGCAAUCUUUUCCACAUCAUCAUCGACAAAUGUUUAGGUCCGCAGCUAGUUUAAUUCUCUAUAUCCAUCACUAAUUAGCCUUAGCCACAUGCCACGCAGUAAAGAUUACGGCGGAUUAAGAUAAUUAGUGUUUAUUAUAUAGCAUUAUGCAAUGUAAGCUUAUCAUUGGAGAACAAUAUA